Molecule: messenger RNA, 890 nt
Organism: Argentina anserina (silverweed cinquefoil)
Lineage: Eukaryota; Viridiplantae; Streptophyta; Magnoliopsida; Rosales; Rosaceae
Product: HVA22-like protein a
Exons: 5
Coding region: 127-636 (169 amino acids)
Source: RefSeq, a predicted model, not a curated record
AAGCACUAGUGAGCUAAACACAGCUCAUAAGCUGACAAAGGCAAAAGAAAAAAGAAAAGGAAUCCCAAGCUUUUUCUAGAAGCUUCAGUUUCUGCUCUGAGUUGCAGACACAUUGAGAAGUCGGAGAUGGGAUCUGGUGCCGGAAAUUUCCUUAAAGUUCUCCUUAAAAACUGCGAUGUUCUUGCCGGGCCUGUGGUUAGUUUGGUUUACCCACUGUAUGCCUCCGUUAGGGCUAUAGAGACCAAAUCUGCAACUGAUGACCGCCAAUGGCUGACGUAUUGGAUUCUCUAUUCUAUGAUUACACUCUUUGAGCUCACCUUUGCCAAACUUAUUGAGUGGAUCCCAAUCUGGUCAUAUACCAAGCUGACCCUGACUUGUUGGUUGGUCAUCCCAUACUUCAGUGGUGCUGCAUAUGUCUACGAACACUAUGUCAGGCCGUUUUUCCUCAACCCGCAGACAAUCAAUGUCUGGUAUGUUCCAAGGAAGAAGGAUGUUCUCAGUAAGCCGGAUGAUGUUCAAACAGCUGCAGAGAAGUACAUUGAAGAGAAUGGUACUGAAGCAUUUGAGAAACUCAUUCAUAGGUCUGACAAGUCCCAAAUGAGUGGAAUCUUUGACGAUGAGCAUAAAUACUACUAAAGUACCAAGGCUCAUACCUGCAACAUGCUUUCAGUGUCACAGUUCCUCGAGGGAGUGAAAAAGAUGUUAGUUAUGAUCCUUUCAUGGCCUAGGUUUUCCUUUGUUUUUAUUUGUUUGUAAAGGAUACUCAAGGAUCCUUACUUUUAUGUAAUUAAUCGUGCUUGAACAUUAGACUUUAAUUUCUUUCAUAACCUCUUAAUUUCCUUUGCCUUUUAACUGUGAAUCCUAAGCUCAGGGAUUGAUUUGUGGUAUCA